Molecule: messenger RNA, 459 nt
Organism: Wallemia ichthyophaga EXF-994
Lineage: Eukaryota; Fungi; Basidiomycota; Wallemiomycetes; Wallemiales; Wallemiaceae
Product: F-actin-capping protein subunit beta
Exons: 1
Coding region: 1-459 (152 amino acids)
Biological process (GO): regulation of lamellipodium assembly; barbed-end actin filament capping; cell morphogenesis
Cellular component (GO): F-actin capping protein complex
Molecular function (GO): actin filament binding
Source: RefSeq, a predicted model, not a curated record
AUGUACUUUGAAGGUGGCUUAUCUUCUGUCUAUCUUUGGGAUUUGGAUGGUUCUGCUAACUUUGCAGGCGUUAUUCUCAUCAAGAAGGAGGUAGACGACGGCUGCUGGGAUAGCGUACACGUUGUUCAAGUCAGUACACACGGUAGAGAAUCCAAUUACAAGUUGACUACGAGUGUUAUAUUGUCUUUAAGCGAUGCUGAUUCUAAUCUUAGCGGCAGUCUCACCAGACAAUGCGAAAUUAACUCCUCGAUCCCUUCAAGCUCAUCGCAUAUCGCAAACAUCGGCAAACUCGUUGAAGAGCAUGAGAGGGGUAUUAGAAAUAGCUUGGCUGAGGUUUACUUGGGUAAAACAAAAGAUAUUCUUAACCUUUUGCGUAUCUUUAAUGGCAGAGGUGAGGAGAGUAGGAAGUUAUCCCUACAACACGAGUUAUUAGGCAGGUUGAAGAAUAAAUCUACUUGA